AUGAAAUUGGACACAUUUCGUCGUCUAAGAAUUCCUGCGCAGAAGGACUCUCCCUUCUGCUGGGAGGUGUUGGUUAAGCAAGAUUCAUACCCGCCGUAUUCGAUGGGCGGCGGCAAGGAUGCUGAAACUGCUUCUUUCAGCCCUGAACGUGCUGCAGCUGAGGCGGACGCGAGAGGACGAACCACCCGCACCGUGUUUGUGACUUCUGUGUCUCCUCUCCUUUCCGUUGCCAAACUCUGUAGAGUACUCGAGGACACGUUCGGAGAAAUCGAAGAUGUCCGCGAGAAGAUUGUCGUCCAGAAGAGCGAACAGGAGCACUGUUACCGGCGGAAGACACAGAGUCGGAGCAGGUUGUCCUGCGCCGGUUUGCAGCCGACCUGCUCCGCCGUUCGCCUGCUCCACUUUGUUUUUCGUUCCGCUCUCUCUGUAUCUGCUCUCCUCGCCGCCGCUGUGCCCCUAGGAAAGGAAGAUGCCCCGCUCUCUGUCGAUCUCGGGAAAAAGUCUCUCAAGCAAAGUAGAGACGACCUUCUGGCUAGCGAUGGGCAGACAGUGGAUGGGAGUCUCCUUCUCGGAACCCGCGGUGUCGCGGCGUGGCUUCAGGAGGCCGGCGCCCUUGGAAAGACACCCGACGAGAUGCAGAGGGAUGUCGAUGAGUUCAUGGCGAAUCACGACUUGAAAAAGGAAAUCGAGAGACAGCGGGUGAAGCAGCAACAACUCACAGAUGAGGAUGGCUUCACUCUUGUUGUCGGGUCUUCUGCGACAGCAUCGGACGGGACGACAUUCAAGUCGAUUCGUAGGCCAGACAUUUCUGGGCCUUCGUCCCUAGCGGCUGCUGGGAGCCGUGGUUUGAAUCCAAGAGACCAAAUGAAGAGCGGGACCGAAGAGCAAGGAGCAAUCAACCUCUGUGUCCAGCAGAAUGCAGCUGCGGCUGGUAUUGGCGGCUCGGAUGACACAGCAGGCCCUGGCGGACGCCGAAGAAAGAAGAAGAGAAAGGGCGGCAUCGAAGAGGACUUCUACCGGUUUCAGAGACGCGAAAAAAAGCGAAAAGAGUUUCUCGACGUUCAGCGGGCCUUGGCGGCAGACGAGAAAGCGGUGGAAGCGAUGGAGAAAGCAAACAAAUUCUCGCUGUAA
Molecule: messenger RNA, 1131 nt
Organism: Toxoplasma gondii ME49
Lineage: Eukaryota; Apicomplexa; Conoidasida; Eucoccidiorida; Sarcocystidae
Exons: 7
Coding region: 1-1131 (376 amino acids)
Biological process (GO): rRNA processing; ribosomal small subunit assembly
Cellular component (GO): UTP-C complex; CURI complex
Source: RefSeq, a predicted model, not a curated record